AUAAUAAUCUAACUAAAUUUUAGAAAUUUAGGAGGGCAUAUCAGUAAUGGAAAUCGAUUCUACAUAUACAUCGCUGCAUCACUGGCAGUCCCCAGUAUUGUUUUGAUGGUAACCCUCCUGUCCAAUGGUAGGGAACCCGCCGUACCAGAAUCGUUCAUAAAACCAAGUAACGGGAAUAGUGUGUGCAAAUUCGGUGGUGGACUCGCUCUGUUUUUCGUACCUAUCGGAUUCUUGGUGUUUGUCAGUUUAGGCUGUUUGGCUUAUUUCUUCUACCUCAGAAGACAGAAUGAAAAAUAUUCACCCAACGACCUCGAUUGGGUAUCACAUAAACAUAAAUUCAAUUACAUGUUCUCCCAGUGUUGCACUCUAUUCCUCAUAAGAUUGAUAUUUUUCAUCGUAGAACUAAUACAGACAUUCUUGGAUACUUCAUUUGUCGAAAUAUCUCCAGUGAUAGUUUUGAAAAUAAUCUCUUCCCUAGAAGGCUUCUUCAUUUUGUUAGUAUUCAUUGUACAUUGUAUCAAGAAAAAACAGUGGCAGAGGAAAGUUAGAAAACAAGUGGACAAUCCUAAUGACCUAAGGCUGAUGAGGGAUUUUCUGGCAUAUUGAAGUGAAAAGGGGCCCACUCAAGCGGAACAAACUGAUCGUUUUAAAAUGUAACAGUGUUGAAACAUAUCCAACUAGAAUAUUGCAGUAUUUGCCUGAGAAGAUUACAACUAUAUGAUGGGAUAUACAAUAUGUAUGUAAUAGGUAUGUUAUGUGGUAAUAUAACAAAUACGACCAAAGAUGAUCACGAGCAAAACAGCUGAAAUUAAUUUAUUGUUAUUUUCUUAUUAAAUGUCCUAUUUUAGAAUGGUAUUGAGAACUGAACAUUAGAUUCAGAUAUUUUUUAUAUAUGUAGGAGUAUUAUUUAGCUCAGAGUUCCUAGCUUUAUUAGUAUUUUCAAUCUUCAAAUCAUAUCUAAAUGUAAAACUAGACAUAAAUUGUGAAAGAUGACAAUUAUCACAUGACCAAUUUUUAUAAUUUUUUUUUCAAGCAAAUGUAUAUACAAGUUGAAUUUGAAGUAUACCAAAGGGCUUUUAUACUCUUGUUAAUGACAUUUCUUCAAUAUGAAUAUCAUAUGUUUGUAAUUUAGUUAAUUAUAAAUUGGUUUGUGAGUAUAUAUUCUUUACAAACCGAAUGUUACAUCCAUUGAUGUAAAUCAAGAAAUGAUGGUCUGAAAUAGGAGGAGUUACAUAGUUAGCAAUUUACACAAGUUAUUGUUUGAUUUUUAAGCGUUACAGACCUUAAGUUUGUGAUAUGUACUUAGGAGAAGGUCCAGUAUUAAUAUGGUAUAUUGUUUUUUUCUUUAAUAUGGCUUUCGUACUUUUUUACUUUUACUUGUUUGACAAUAAUAAACAGUUAGCUGAGAAAAACUAUUGUUUUCAAAUAAAAUAUAAAACUUUGAG
Messenger RNA from Leptinotarsa decemlineata (Colorado potato beetle), 1445 nucleotides. RefSeq lists its product as uncharacterized. NCBI's taxonomy places the organism in Eukaryota, Metazoa, Arthropoda, Insecta, Coleoptera, Chrysomelidae. The record is from RefSeq and is a predicted model, not a curated record.